CUGAGCUCUAGUUGUGCCGGUAACUCCGGGUCGCAAUUUCUUUUCUUUCCAAUCAGAAGGGUUGAGAGAAAUAAUUAUUUUCGAGACACGGAAAAACGUCGACACGAUGAGGAGUCUGUUACACGCAGUUUUUGUACUGUCGACAGUUUUAGCGUGCACGGAUUUCGUCGCGGCCGCUUUAAAUACACACUAUCAAUGGCGUUUCAUCGACUAUCAGUGGGAAAGUUACGGUCAAAAAUAUCUAGCCAAUAAAACCGGACUGUACGCUCCUAAAAAAAUCAUUCCUUACGACGUUCAGCGACUGUCAGACGGUCGAGUCCUCGUGACCACGCCGAGGUACUUCAACAAUCCCGCUAGUUUGUCGGUUGUAUCACAAGUUUACGGAUCUAAUGGCCCGUUGCUGGCUCCGUACCCCAACUGGCGUUGGCACGACGCCAAGGACUGCUCGGGAAUCACAAGUGUCAACAGAAUAAGGGUCGACGAAUGCGACAGACUUUGGAUUGUAGACUCCGGUAAAAUCGGAAACGAACAAAUCUGUCCCGCGAAGAUACUCCAGUUCGACACGAAGAACGAUCGACUGGUCCAGCAAAUUGAAAUCCCGAAAGAAUUGUCGCGCAAUCCGGACGACAAGACGAAAGGGCGUCUCGAACUUCAGACCGUGGAAACCGCCGGUGAAUCCUGCGCGGAAACCUGGGUCUACGUUUCGGAUCUGGAAGGUUACGGUCUUAUAAUUUGGGACGGUGAGGACAUAUGGCGACUGAACGACGACGUCUUCAAACCGGACCCCAAUCAAACGACGUUCAGCGUCGGCGGUGAAAACUUUACCCUCAGUCUGGGACCUUCUGGAUUUUUGAUCGGUCCGGACGGUUACUUGAAGGACAGAUACGCGUUUUUCAAGCCGUUGUCAGCGAACAAAGGAUACGCCGUGUCCACCGCGGAUCUCCACAACUCGAAAUUGGGCGGUGACGUGAUUUACUACAUCACGGAAUACACGGCGCCCAGCCAGGAACUCGGACGAGAUUUUUCCAAACUCGGCGGUUUUCUGAUCGCCGGUUUCACCACCGAAACUCUGGUCGCGUGUUGGAAUAUCCAGUACCCUCUGGAGGACCGAUACAUCGGUUUUCUGGAGCAGAACGCCACCACAUUGCAGUACAUAAACAGCAUCAAGAUAACCCUGGAUCGAAGCAGGAGGACCGAGACGGUCGACGUCCUGACCAAUAGACUGCAGAAAUUCGUUAGGGGUACAAUGAACUUCAACGAAAUCAAUUUCAGGAUCUUGUCUUCCGACGUCCGCAGCCUCAUCAAUGGAACGAUUUGCGCGCCGCGUGGAAAUCACUCGGUCGAAAAGUUCGUCGAAGCCAAAGGAUUCAGAUUUUUCGACAUCAAUCAACAUUCUCCGAUCGGCUCCAGUUCUUGGUGGAACCGAUGGACGAAGAAAGUUGGAAAUUGGUUCUCUAAAAGUUCCUAACAACUUUCGAGCGAUUCGUUAACGAUAUCUAAUGAAAAAUUCUCCUCUCUCAACAACUAUAAAUCUAUAGAAUUUAAUGUGGACGAAUGAAUAAAUCGAACGAAUUUCAAUCACAAAAA
Molecule: messenger RNA, 1587 nt
Organism: Athalia rosae (coleseed sawfly)
Lineage: Eukaryota; Metazoa; Arthropoda; Insecta; Hymenoptera; Athaliidae
Product: major royal jelly protein 1-like
Exons: 5
Coding region: 107-1468 (453 amino acids)
Cellular component (GO): extracellular region
Source: RefSeq, a predicted model, not a curated record